CUAUAUAUUUGAUGAAGUCAUCUAUGUCAGCAUGCUGAAAUUGACUGCUACUGUGCUACUUAUUUUCAUCAGCAUGGCUGUUGGCCGCGUAGCCCCCCACUAUCGAUCAGAAAAAAAUCCUCCACCAGAUAGAAACUAUAUUUGGAGAUAUUGUUCGACGGAGGUCUGGUGUGAAACCAAUGAGGAUUGUAACGUGUAUGAUGAUUGUAUUAGAAAAUCAUUAGAUCAUGAUCCAGGUUAUGUUGGAUGUGGUGUUGACAUUUUCGAGUAUCAUACAUGCUGGACUUGGGCUAUAAUCUACACCAAGUUUUCAACCUACAUCCCCUAUACAAAGGACGUAUUAUUGGCUGAGGAACUCAUUGAAAUCGUUUAUACUAAAUUAUACACUAGUAGCACUACCUGUGCAGCCUGCAAAAACACAUCUCUAACAGGAUCACUAUUUAAUAGUCAAUGUUUUGCUAGAUGA
Histoplasma capsulatum G186AR is the source of this 466-nucleotide messenger RNA. RefSeq lists its product as uncharacterized. The transcript is spliced from 4 exons. NCBI's taxonomy places the organism in Eukaryota, Fungi, Ascomycota, Eurotiomycetes, Onygenales, Ajellomycetaceae. The coding region runs from base 74 to 466 and encodes 130 amino acids. The record is from RefSeq and is a predicted model, not a curated record.